CUUCACACUUCAACUGUACACUUCUCUCUCUAGACUCCUACACCUCAAUCUCUCUCUCUCCCAAAGUUCUCAACAUUUUUCACCAUAAAUCCGAGGAUGCCCAUUUCGAAAGAUUCAUUCUUGAGACAGCUUAGCGGAAAAGAAGCUUGGGAAUCGGCUUCUAGAAGGUGGACCGCCGGAGAAAGCUCUCCCGGCGACGAAGACGGCGACGGAUACACCGCCAACAUGGAGGGUCUCUACGGGAUGUACGACGGCGGAGGUUACGGCGGAGACACGACGGCGACGACGAGCAGUAAGAGGGUGAUGGUGGUCGUCGAUGAGACGUCGCGGUCCAAGCAUGCGAUGAUGUGGGCGUUGACGCAUGUCACCAACAAAGGAGACUUCAUCACUCUUCUUCAUGUUGUGUCUCCUCACCAUCACGAUGCUUCUCUCUCUUCUUCUUCUUUGGCUCACUCUCUUGGUUCUCUCUGUAAAGCUUGCAAACCAGAGGUAGAAGUGGAGGCAUUGGUAAUACAAGGACCGAAGCUAGCAACUGUACUAAGCCAAGUGAAGAAGCUCGAAGCCUCAGUUCUCGUGUUGGGUCAGAAGAAACCCUCACCGUUGAUCUCCUGCUUAUGCGGGCUGAGCAGAUCCGAGGCGUUCGUUGAUGAUUGCAUCAACGGUGCAGAUUGCUUGACAAUUGGAGUCAGGAAACAAAGCAACGGCGUCAGCGGUUAUCUUAUUAACACGCGAUGGCAGAAGAAUUUCUGGCUCUUGGCCUAACCACAAUCGCACACGCAAUCGCAGCUUCACAAUCGCAAACGCAGUUACGAUGUAUCCAAACCUGGUGUUAGUAUUCGGAUUCUUAGCCUUUUCAGUGUCCUAACAAGAGAACGAGAGAGACUUUAGUCUUUGUGUUUAUUGUUUAUUGUGUCUUAAAUGUUGGAUCUUUCUCUUGUCCCAUGUUAACAUAGGCACCAUAUAUAUAAAAUAAUAUCGAGUCUUGUUUUUGUAUAAACUAAGAUUUUGUGUUGGACCCUCUUAUUAUAUGUUUUAACAAAACGUGAAUUCAAAUUGGUCAAGAAACCA
Tarenaya hassleriana is the source of this 1068-nucleotide messenger RNA. RefSeq lists its product as uncharacterized. Lineage: Eukaryota; Viridiplantae; Streptophyta; Magnoliopsida; Brassicales; Cleomaceae. The record is from RefSeq and is a predicted model, not a curated record. Bases 97 to 762 code for a protein of 221 amino acids. The transcript is spliced from 3 exons.